AUGUUUGUGGCGCAACGAGAGGUUGUUUGUGGCACAACGUGGUGGGAUGACGCACGGCCGGCAGCCACUGGCAUAUGGCUUCCUCCUACCCGCCCUGCUGACCACCCGCUUGCUGGCGGCUCGCGAGGCGAGGCGGAUGGAGCAAGGAUGGAGCGAACGAAGCUCGUCUUUGCCCAUGCGUGUGCUCUCCCCACCUGCACCCUUGGGCUGGGCUCGGUAAGAGUGUGUCUGGGUGGUGAUCCUCUGAUUGGGGUUGGCUUCCCCUCUCGUUGGCUCUCACUCUCCCUCUUGCGGAGCGGAGCCGCAAGUAAGUGUGUGCCUGGGUGCACCCUCUUCCCGGUAACUCCUCUUUCGGCCUUUGAAGCCCUCCUGAUCAGCACUCCUCUUUUCAUCAACGCUGGAUGUGAGUGCAACGCCUACGGCCGCCUUCUCUGGAUGUGCACACAGGAGGGAGUGGAGCGAGGAGGGCGAGGAGGCAUCACCACAGGCAGCACGAGAGGCGCGCACAACCCCCCUCCUCUCUUUCCUUCCCUCGCCCUAGGAGGGAGUGGAGCGAGGAGGGCAACAAUGCAGCAUGGCGGGGAGCACGAGAGGCGCACACAAUCCCUCCUCUCUCCUUCCUUCCCUCACCCUAGGUGCACAGAGGGAGUGGAGCGAAGAGGGCGACAAGGCAGCACCGCAAGCAGCACGAGAGGCGCGCACAACCCCCCUUCUCUCCUUCCUUCCCCAUCCCUAGGUGCGAGGCGCGAGGAGGGCGAGGAGGCAGCACCGCAGGCAGCACGAGAGGCGCGCACAACCCCCUUCUCUCCUUCCUUUCCCGUCCCUAGGUGCACACGGGAGGGAGUGGAGCGAGGAGGGCGAGGAGGCUUCUAUCCCGUUCUACAGCAAGGCACGGUCGGAGCUGAGGUGCUGGGGGGAGCACGGUGGGGGAUGGAGCAACAACUGCCACCAGCAACAACUGCCACCAGCAACUACUGCUUUCAGAAGGGAUGCGCAGCAUGGCGGAUUGGAGAGCUGGUGGGGACCGCCGCAGCAUGGGAGGCGCGGCAGCAGCGACCGCAUCUACUCGGGAGGGCGGAGGGAGGCGGAUUGGAGCACGGAAGAGGAUGGAGCUACGACUGCCACCAGCAACCUCUGCUUUCAGAAGGGAAGCGCAGCAUGGCGGAUUGGAGAGCUGGUGGGGCGGCUGGAGCAUGGAAGGUGCGGCAGCAUUGA
Molecule: messenger RNA, 1215 nt
Organism: Closterium sp. Naga37s-1
Lineage: Eukaryota; Viridiplantae; Streptophyta; Zygnematophyceae; Desmidiales; Closteriaceae
Source: the annotation of a GenBank genome assembly